AUGGCUUCAGCGCAGUACUUUGAACGUCCUGGCCCUUCGGGCAAAGAUUGCAUAGCCGCGGGCUUCUCCAACGCCGUCAAGCUCCCUCCCAAUGCCCAACUGGUCCUUACCGCGGGCCAGGCCGGAAUCGAUCUAUCCACGGGACAAUUAGUAGAGUCAUCACCAGAGGCUCAGAUCGAAGCCUGCUUUGACUGCUGCGAUAUCGCAUUGAAAUCAGCUGGCGUCAUUGAUGGUUUGGCCUCGGCUUUUAAGAUUAUCAGCUUUCUACCUGAUCAACGAUACGACCCCCUCAUGAUGGCUAUUUGGAGGCGGCGAUAUCCCGACCACCGACCGAUCUGGAUGUCUGUGGGGUCUGGGGCUCUUGGACUUAAAGGAAUGAUUGUGGAGCUGCAGGCUGAGGCAUACGUUGUCCCUGGUCAGGUACGUUAA
This is a messenger RNA of Fusarium falciforme, 429 nucleotides long. RefSeq lists its product as hypothetical. Lineage: Eukaryota; Fungi; Ascomycota; Sordariomycetes; Hypocreales; Nectriaceae. Bases 1 to 429 code for a protein of 142 amino acids. The transcript has a single exon. The record is from RefSeq and is a predicted model, not a curated record.